AUGAGUGACCCCCACGCGUGCAAGUAUGCGUACAAGCCAUGCAAAAACCUUCGUGUGGCCAAGAAAGAUGGCGACCUUCAUCGGCUGUGCGAGUUCCACCGCAACAAGGCCAAUGCGGUCCAGAAGAUAUACGCCACACGGCGGCGACGGGAGCGCCGAUCUGAGCGGCGGCAGGUCCUCAUGCAGAAACUCCUAGGCACGAUUGAGCCCGUCCCAUUCGAAGCCGCGCAGGGACAACAAGUAGGCCAACAGAAGGCCAACACCGACCAACGUGACUUGCUGGAAGCCGAGCUGGCAGGAUUGCUCGACGACGAAGAACAAGACAAGGUCGGUGACGAUGGUGACGACCUUGACGGCGGAGAAGACCAUAGCUCGUCGUCGUCUGCAGAGGAAGAAGACGUCGAGGACAACGAAGCAAGGCUGUUUGUUACGGAGGCUACAGACCCAAUCAAAACAAUACAUAUGUAA
Aphanomyces astaci is the source of this 468-nucleotide messenger RNA. RefSeq lists its product as hypothetical. The coding region runs from base 1 to 468 and encodes 155 amino acids. The transcript has a single exon. NCBI's taxonomy places the organism in Eukaryota, Oomycota, Saprolegniomycetes, Saprolegniales, Verrucalvaceae. The record is from RefSeq and is a predicted model, not a curated record.